AUGCGAUUCAAGUCCAUAUUCAGUAUUGCUGGUCUCCUUGCGACUCUCACAGUCGCUUUGCCUGAACCACAAAGUCCUGCACAAACCACAGCUGUGUCCCUGGCUGUCCAAUCCUACCAGGAAUCGCUCGCCACAAACAGCGUCGUGAUUUCCUUAGUCGCAGGCCUCGCAACCGACCCUGCGGCUAUUGCUUCUAUUGCGUCCUGGCAGCAGUCCAUUCUGUCGGCAACUGUCACACUACCACCCAAUUACCUCGACGCCUUGCCAACCCAGGCUAGGAGUGUAUUUGCAAGUGUCAUUACGGUUGUGAAUUCGAUUAGGACCGCAAAUGGCUUUCCGAAUGGCCUUCCGAGUGGCCUGGCGGCUGCCACAAGCUCAAGCAAGGCUGCUGCAGCGCCGAGACAGACAAAUGCUGCAUUGGGAGUUGCUGCUGCUGGAGUCGCCGCAGGUUUUGUCGGGGUUGUUAUGGCGUUAUAG
Molecule: messenger RNA, 477 nt
Organism: Venustampulla echinocandica
Lineage: Eukaryota; Fungi; Ascomycota; Leotiomycetes; Helotiales; Pleuroascaceae
Exons: 2
Coding region: 1-477 (158 amino acids)
Source: RefSeq, a predicted model, not a curated record